AUGUCGGCGCUCUUUGCAGAAGUGCUCGUGAAGCCGCUGUUUCUGUGGGGAUUCAACACUCUUGGCUAUGUCUUUACGGGUCAGAUUGCUACCGCGGUAGCUGUACCUAUUGUCUGCGGUUACUUCAGUGAUCAGAUCACAAAAUUGCUAAGAGAAACAACGGCGUCAGUGAGAUAUCCGCAACGCGUUGAUGGUACUCUUGUGUUGAUCUGCUCGUGUCGUGGCUUCAUCGGGUUUGGCAUUUCUUACGGGCCUAUUGCAUUCGUGGAUAAAAUGGGCUAUGACGGCGCCUUCAACAUUUUUGCGGGGAUCAUGGGCGCGCUGAUGGUUAUCGGUAUCUUCAUCUACAUCUUUGGUACACAGAUCCGGAGGAGGACCCAGAGGUUUGUAGUAGGUAGCUGA
Molecule: messenger RNA, 402 nt
Organism: Aspergillus caelatus
Lineage: Eukaryota; Fungi; Ascomycota; Eurotiomycetes; Eurotiales; Aspergillaceae
Exons: 2
Coding region: 1-402 (133 amino acids)
Source: RefSeq, a predicted model, not a curated record